This is a messenger RNA of Physeter macrocephalus (sperm whale), 468 nucleotides long. RefSeq names its product glycosylphosphatidylinositol anchored molecule like (gene GML). The record is from RefSeq and is a predicted model, not a curated record. The transcript is spliced from 3 exons. NCBI's taxonomy places the organism in Eukaryota, Metazoa, Chordata, Mammalia, Artiodactyla, Physeteridae. The coding region runs from base 1 to 468 and encodes 155 amino acids.
AUGACGCUCUUCUGUGCCUUCGUGCUUCUCGUGGGCUGCCCGCUGGGCUUCGUGGACUCGGCCUGGACCUAUAAUUUGAAAUGCCACGACUGUUGGGCCAUAAACAGCUUCACCUGUCCAAACGUUAGAGAGUGUCCUUAUGAAUUUAGGCGCUGUCUGACUGUCUCCACUCGUUUGAGUCCUCGGGAACUGCUCGUUUACAAGAACUGUACAAACAACUGCACGUUUGUGUAUGCAGCCCAUCAGCCUCCUGAAGCCCCCAGAAAAAGAUAUUUUCUCACUAACAGUUUCUACUGGGUUAGUUGCUGUAAUUCUAUGACUUGCAAUUAUGGAGGACCUACUAAUCUUGAGAGGGACAUCUUACCCGAUUACACAGUUGAGGAGGAACUCGAAGGAACUGUGCGACCGGGGGGGUCAACUUUGUUCCUGAGCUUUGUCUCCAUCCUAGUCAGCAAAACACUGGCGUGA